AUGACCUAUGUCCGCCGCAGGCCGGGACUGAUGGUAGAUCAGAGAAGGCCCACGGCAACACGUGACAUUCUCUGGCUCGUGGUCAACGACAUCACUCUAGUCAACAUUUACCGCCAACCGUCGUACGACGAGGCACUUGACAUACUACUCCGAUGGCCAGCACCUGACAGAUGUCUGGUAGCUGGCGAUUUCAACGCCAAACACCACAGCUGGCAAGCCGGCCGCAUCGAAGGUCGCGGUGAGGCUGUAGCUGCAUGGGCGACGGCCAAUGGUCUGAAUCUGCUCAAUCCGGCUGACGUCCCGACAAACCCUCAUGGCAACACGAUAGACCUUGCUUUCUCUAAUAUUGCCUUGGCCGCCGCGGUGGUCGAGGACCACCUCGCUACCAGCUCCGACCACUUCACGCUCAAUAUCACCCUCCCCGAACUCGCCGUAACGCCUCCACCCACUGGAAAGGUCCGUCUCACCUCUGACGAGGAAAUACGACGCUUUAUCGAGAUGGUUGAAAACGGUGUGGCGGCUAUCCAGCCGUCGACCGCAUCCCCUCAAGACCUGGAUUCACUUGCCCUGGCAGUGACUAACCUACUUCAGUUUGCCGCCAAGGCUGCAGGCCGGCCGGUCCGCAAAGGUGCGCGCAGCGCACCCUGGUGGACGGAGGAAUGCGUCUUGGCGGCGGCGGAGUAUCGCGCGCGCCGCUACUGGCGCGACCUCAUUGACAGCUUUACGGACAGCGCAUCCGUCUUCAGGGCAGUCCUGGACGAUGCAGUUUACGAGACCCAGCUGGACAAAGCCAACGCACUGCGACGGGCAACGCUCGAACGCCGCACCUCGCAGGACGACAUCACGGACCCGUGGGUCCCAGUGGAUCCAGUCCGGGACGCAACCCUGCGAACGGGUAACACCUCUCCCGGCUCUGAUAACAUCACUGUCAAGAUGCUCCGUGCCGUUUGGGAAGCGGAAGUGGUUAUGAUCACAAAGCCAGGGCGACGGAACCUGUCAGAGGCCCGCGCCUGGCGGCCGAUCUCGCUCCUCUCUUGCCUUGUCCACUAUGGUGUUUUGCACUCGCAACAAGCCGGCGCACUGCCCAAAAGGUCCGCCGUUGACCUCGUCGCGGCACUAGUCCACGACAUUGAGGAAGCUUUCGCACGCAAGCAGGUGGCCACACUCGUGACGAUGGACAUCGAAGGUGCCUUCGAUACCGUCCUCCGUAACAGACUCAUUCUCCGCCUUCGACACCCGAAAGGACGCUUCGGCUAUGCAGACGACACCGCUAUCCUUUGCGUCGGCAACAAUCUGGAGGAGACUGCCCGCAAAGCGUCAAGACACGUCCACGAACUCAUGGAAUGGGGUACCGAAAAUGCGAUAGCCUUUGACCCCAAGAAGACCGAAGUCAUGCACUUCUCCCGAACGAAGCCGAGAACUGCACCGCCAGUCUUCCAUGGCGAGAUGGAAAAGCGGCCGGAAUGCGCCAUGCGCUGGCUAGGCAUCUGGCUCGACAGCACCCUGUCCUUCAAGACCCACGUCGAGAAGUGGACAGCCAAAGCGCAAAGAGUAGCCCACCACCUCCAGGGAAUGACGAACACCAACCGGGGACCCCUGCCGAGUGCGGUCCGGAGAGCCGUCCGCGCCUGCAUCGAGCCUCAACUCCUCUUCGGAGCAGAGGCAUGGUACCCGGGAAUAAGACACCUCAUCCGGCGAAUGGACAAGUCGCUCCAUACGGCCGUGCGGGCCAUCCUUCCAAUCUGGAAGACCACGCCGCUGAGCGCUAGGCACCGGGAAGCUGGUAUACCGCCAGUUUCGCAACUGCUCGAGUCGUACCGAAUACGCUUCGCGGCCCGCCUCAGGUCCCUCGAUGAAGCACAUCCACUUGUGACGCGAACGAAGCCGAUACGGGCCCCCGCCAUCAACAGGGCCAUCAAGCUCAAGUAUCAGCUUCCACGAAAGCCUUUCCGGACCAGACUGCGUCGCACUGACGAGCUGCUAGCCAGAUGCGCCAGGCCAGAGCUCCUUCCACGCAGAUUCGCCAGCGGCCAGCCCCUGCAAACUGCACCGAAGGAGGAAUCAGCGGCCAACUUCCGCGACUGGCUCCGAGGAGCCGCAGGGUACGGCUAUGCAAUACAUUUGGAUGGACUCACCGUCCUCGAUGGAAACGGGCGCCUGGGUCCCGCUGAAGUCUUCGACGCUGAGGCCAAGGGCGCCCUUGAAGGCCUCCGUGCUGCUCUCGGUCUCCCAGGGCCAGAGCGAAUCGCCGUAUGCCUCGAUAACCUUGCAGUCGCGUCGUGCCUGCGAGGCAUGCCGUCAGACUCGUCCCAGAAUGAGUUCCUGGAAUUCCAGGCCUUGGCCGCAGAACAUGGUGCCACCGAGAUCCGUUGGAUUCCCGGCCAUACCAACAUCCCAGGCAACGAGCAGGCCGACGCCUUAGCUAAGGCGGGAACCUCUCAACCCGAACCGGUAGAUGCUCUCCCGACGCUGGCAUAUCUGCGUAAGGUCGCUCGGCGGCGACCAAAAGACGCGUUUAAAGCCUGGUGGGAAGUGUCUGCACCCCAGCAAUACAAGGUCCUCGACCUUGACGCCACGACUGGCUGCCCGCCAGAACUUACCAUCCCACGACCUCUCCUCCACCACCUGCUCGCAGCAAGAACCCACCAUGGGGACUUCGCUGACUACCAUGAAAGGUUCAACCACGACGACGCACGACUGACGUGCUCUUCGGAUGAGGCUGGCGCCCUCACCGACCGCGGCGGUCAACCGAGCAAUAGGAAGAAAUUUCGACCGGUUCGUCAAGGUGGCGAAGGCAAGCUCGUUCUUCGGGACGAUCUGCCUUCGCCAUUAGGCGGCUGCGCCUCUUCCCUCCUUCCCCGCUUUCCUUUGUGCUGA
Messenger RNA from Hirsutella rhossiliensis, 2877 nucleotides. Its product is annotated as endonuclease-reverse transcriptase domain-containing protein. Bases 1 to 2877 code for a protein of 958 amino acids. The transcript has 11 exons. Gene Ontology annotation, molecular function: nucleic acid binding; RNA-DNA hybrid ribonuclease activity. NCBI's taxonomy places the organism in Eukaryota, Fungi, Ascomycota, Sordariomycetes, Hypocreales, Ophiocordycipitaceae. The record is from RefSeq and is a predicted model, not a curated record.